Molecule: messenger RNA, 2970 nt
Organism: Sander lucioperca (pikeperch)
Lineage: Eukaryota; Metazoa; Chordata; Actinopteri; Perciformes; Percidae
Gene: tbc1d25
Product: TBC1 domain family, member 25
Exons: 7
Coding region: 181-2787 (868 amino acids)
Biological process (GO): activation of GTPase activity; regulation of autophagosome maturation
Cellular component (GO): autophagosome
Molecular function (GO): GTPase activator activity
Source: RefSeq, a predicted model, not a curated record
CCGGAAACGCAAAUUCGCCACCUCCAGUAGAUGGCGGUAAUACAGCUGUGAGGACCCUCUCAGACCCCAUCACGAAAUGAGAGGAACUCGGCUAGUGCUACUGUUAUUGAUCACCAUGUCGGUGUAGAAGGAAAACAGAAACCAGAACUACCACCCUGUUCCGAAAACGGAGUCUUUAAAAUGGCCGGCGAGGAGGAGAGGGGGGUGGUUCGUGUCAAAGUCAAGAAAUGUGACGGGGUGUUUCCUGUGGAGUUUCGCUCCUUUGCUGUUGAUCCUCAGAUAACGUCGCUGGAGGUCCUGCAGCACAUACUUAUCAGAGCCUUUGAUUUGAACGGGAAGCGGAAUUUCGGGAUCAGUUACCUGUCUCGAGAUCGGAGUGGUGCUGAAACGUAUCUGUCUCUGCUGUCUGACUGGGAUCUGGAUGUCGCAUUUGUCGGUGCAGCAAAAUCCCAUCUGCAGCUCAAGAUGGACAUAAAACCUUCAGAAGACAGUCCUGUUAUGGAGGAGUGGGACAUCAUAAGCCCCAAAGACGUGAUUGGCUCCGAGCAGCUUCUCACAGAGCGGACUCGGUCUUUGGCAUCCGCAGCUCUUCCCUUCACACAGUCUCUACUGUCCCAGGUGGGCCGCACGCUGAACAGAGUCCAGCAAGCCCUCAGCUGGUCUUACGGGGAAGAGAUCAAGCCUUUCAAGCCCCCUCUGAGCGAUGCCGAGUUUCACAAUUACCUCAACGGACAGGGCCAGUUGUCCCGACCUGAGGAACUGCGACUGCGCAUCUACCAUGGCGGUGUGGAACCUUCACUGCGCAAGGUUGUUUGGCGGUACCUCCUGAACGUCUACCCCGACGGACUAAGCGGACAGGAAAGAAUGGACUACAUGAAGAGGAAGACGAGGGAGUACGACCAGCUGAAGAGAGAGUGGAACGCCCGGGUCAGCCACGAGGACCUUGAAUUUAUCCGUGGGAAUGUUCUUAAAGACGUCCUGCGGACAGACCGGGCUCAUCCGUACUACGCAGGCUCAGAAGACAGUCCACAUUUGACCGCGCUCACAGACCUGCUCACCACAUUCGCCAUCACACAUCCACAGAUAUCAUACUGUCAAGGCAUGAGUGAUAUUGCCUCCCCAAUACUUGCGGUAAUGGACAACGAGGCACACGCCUUCAUUUGCUUUUGUGGCAUCAUGAAACGCUUGGAGGGGAACUUCCGGCCGGAUGGCCAGCUCAUGUCUGUCAAGUUCCAGCAUCUAAAGCUGCUUCUGCAGUACUCUGAUCCCGAAUUCUACUCUUACCUGGUGUCCCGAGGAGCUGACGACCUCUUCUUCUGCUACCGCUGGCUGCUGCUGGAGCUCAAGCGAGAGUUUGCGUUUGAUGAUGCUCUGAGGAUGCUCGAGGUAACGUGGAGCUCGCUGCCCCCGGAUCCUCCAGAAACCGAAGUGGAGCUCCUGGGACCGCCGGUGGACACCGAUGAAACAACGGCCUGCAGAGACAAGGACAAGGCGGUCGAGAAUGGUCUCGGAGACGAUAAGGAACACAAGGAGAAGCAGCGUAGACGACACAUGCUGAGGCCUUCGAGAGAAGAACCAGAUGUGAGCAGGAAUGCUGCCGUAGAAAAAAAAGACAGGAGAAAUGUCAGCGCUGAAAAGGGAAGCGAGGUGGGUGAAUACGAUAUUCCUCCAGCGACCAUGGAAAAGGCAGAUUUGCAGGCUCCGCCUCUUGAGAGGCAAACUAGUUUCGGGGAGUUUAAAUACUACUCUGCCCGAAAUGAAGAUAGCUUUCAUAUGGAGGAUGCUGAGCUGCCACAGCGUUUGGUGUCUUCAAAGUCAGUGACGAGCAUUGCAAGGCGCCAGUCCACGGUUGAUAGUGAGGAGGACCCCGGAGAGAGAACACCUCUCAUAAAAAACGGCGACAAUAGUUUCGCUCCAAUGUCAUCGCCUCCUCUCUUUCCUAGUGGCCUUCCGAUCUGGAAAACCGGCUCCUCUGUCUCUCCCACAUCUUCAGCUUCACCCUCCAGCUGGCCAGGUGCUUCUCCAGACUCUCCUCCAAAAUCCCCAUCGCCAUCCACAACCAAUGGAAGUGAGGCCUUACUAAGAACUGUCCCAAAAGUAUUGACCAACUCUGCCCAAGUGCUCAGCAGUACAGGGAUUAACUCGCCCACAACCCCCACUGUAAAAACCUCCGUUGCGUCUCCAAACCACACUCUGAGUCGAUCGUUACUCUCUUCGCCCAUUUUGUCCUUUGGAAGAGGCCCCUCGCUGUCUGGCGGCAGGUCGUCCUACAACAAUCUCCCUUCGCCUGGCAACAAAUCCCCCAGCACUACAGCUAACACGCCCAGUUCUUCAAAAGCUGAGACCACCAGCAUCAAACCAUGUUCCCUGCCGCCGCCUCAAGAGUUCGGCAAAGGCAAUCCCUUCAUGCUGUUCCUGUGCCUGUCCAUCCUGCUGGAGCACCGAGACCACAUCAUCAAGAACAGCUUGGAUUACAACGAGCUAGCCAUGCACUUUGAUCGCCUUGUGCGGCGCCACAACCUGAGCCGGGUGCUGCAGCGAGCCAAGGCCUUAUUUGCGGACUACUUGCAGAGUGAAGUGUGGGACUCGGAAGAAGGGGACGAGGUCAGUUCGGACUCUCCGACAACAGCUACUGCAGCUCAACACUCCCCCUCUUCAACCAUCUCUGCCAGGCCCAUUUACAGCCCUUUAGCGUCGCCUCAGUCAUCAUCUCCGAACUCAACCUAUAACCUCGCAACCACCAUUCCCUCCCCAACAGCUCAAGUUUCCCUUUCUCCCGUCUCCUGAGUCCAUCAUGCAUCACUGGCUUCCUAUUCUCAGUGAACUCCUCUGUAGACUUUGUUUGUCGCCCAUUGGAGUGGUUGGUCUUUUUUUUAUACAGCCUUCCACAUUGAAUUGGGCUGUUAAUGGGUAACUACGUUUUUUUUUUUUUUUUUCAACCUGGACCCAUGUUUUUGUGUGUGACUGAUG